AUGCAUAGAAUUUCCAUCGAAGAUAACACGACACUAAAGAGAGAUGCUCAAAGACGCCUUAAUCCAUCCAUGAUAGAGGUAGUAAAGAAAGAGAUCCAGAAACUGUUGGAUGCUGGAAUGAUAUACUCGAUCUUCGACAGUGAUUGGGUUAGCCGGGUUCAUGUCGUGCCCAAGAAAACUGGCGUGACAGUGGUGAAAAACUCAUCAGGAGAGCUAGUCUCUACCCGAGUCCAGAAUGGAUGGAGGGUUUGCAUCGAUUACAGGAAGUUGAACGCAGCUACCCGAAAAGACCAUUUUCGAGCGAUUGCUAGUAAGACCCAUUAUUGUUGUCUCGAUGGGUACUCAGGACUUUUCCAAAUUACGGUGGCACCUGAGGAUCAAGACAAAAUAACUUUCACUGCCCCUUUGGAACGUUUGCGUAUAGACGAAUGCCGUUUGGACUCUGUAAUGCUCCGGCCACUUUCCAGAGAUGUAUGGUGA
Gossypium raimondii (Peruvian cotton) is the source of this 480-nucleotide messenger RNA. RefSeq lists its product as uncharacterized. The record is from RefSeq and is a predicted model, not a curated record. The transcript has a single exon. Lineage: Eukaryota; Viridiplantae; Streptophyta; Magnoliopsida; Malvales; Malvaceae. The coding region runs from base 1 to 480 and encodes 159 amino acids.